Messenger RNA from Xiphias gladius (swordfish), 1228 nucleotides. RefSeq names its product BH3 interacting domain death agonist (gene bida). Gene Ontology annotation, biological process: apoptotic mitochondrial changes; positive regulation of release of cytochrome c from mitochondria; positive regulation of intrinsic apoptotic signaling pathway. Gene Ontology annotation, cellular component: cytoplasm; cytosol; mitochondrion. Lineage: Eukaryota; Metazoa; Chordata; Actinopteri; Istiophoriformes; Xiphiidae. The record is from RefSeq and is a predicted model, not a curated record. Bases 273 to 869 code for a protein of 198 amino acids. The transcript has 5 exons.
UUACAACAGUUCACAUCUAGCUUUACCCAAAGACACAACCAUAUAUAACAUAAGUUACUACUGUCAGCUUGGUUAGUAAAGUAAAAGAUGUCUAAGCCGUAAUGAGUGAGACACGGAGGCACAAGUUGGAAGAGCUGCUGCUGUGUGAACUAGCUACCUAUCCGCACAGUGGUUGUUGAUCUAUGGCGCAUCACUAACCAAGUUCAGUUAUUUGUAUGAAGUGAAGAGCUGACGUACCCCGAAUAAGAAACGAAUGCCGAGAGUGUUUAUCGAUGGACGACCUGUGGAAUGUGUCCGAUGAGCAAGACGCCGCCCUGGUCAUUUUGACCUUCCUUCAAGCGGACUGUAGCAACUCGCAGUACAGCAGGGAGCUUCUAUCUCUGGGCAAGGAUUUAAAUCUCACCCGGGACAUCAACUGCAAUGGCACCAGUAUAAACGCUCUGGACGACGGUGACCUCGAAACUGAUGGUCACCUGCCCAACUACACCUCAGUCUCUCUAAAUGAUAUCCAGCCUUCGGUGGAACUGCAGUGGCCCAGGAACCGUGAGGUCGCAGCAGCCCUUCAGCAGGUUGCAGAAGAGCUGAAAGAAAUCGCCGCCCAGAUUGAACACAAUGUUGUGGCUCAGGCUACCAGAAACCUGAGAAAGAACAUAUCCUCCUGCCAUUCUCAACAGUGGAAAAAACACCUAACAAAGGAGGUGGAAUGGGUUAUGGAGCAGGGCGUUGGUCUGGAGCAUCUACACAAGGAGCGACUCAUGAUGGCCCUCACUCUCACCCUGGUGAAGGGAGUGUGUGAGCAGGCCCCCCAGUUUCUGAGAAACCUCUUCAACACUGCCCUGCAGUACUUCAUCUCUGCAAGGACCAGGUGACUUUUGAGCUGCAAGCUGAGAGGAAAUUACAGAGAAAUGUGUGGUAGAAGACAGUUAAAUCUGAAACUGGCAUCUGCUCCUCAUGACCAGUCCACUGUGAAAGGAGCUGCGUUGACUUAGCAGUAAAACCAAUCAUUUUUCAGAUUUUGGAAACAGGAAAUUGAAUGUUUGUUUGUGACACUUGAAUUUUUUCAUUAUUUGAUGUUCUCUGAAUCAUAAUGCGUUUGUUUACUCUUGCUUAAGCAUUUUUCCUUUUCCUAUCUUAUAAUUUUUUUUAUUUUUUUUUAACAUUCAUUUGCUUUUGAGUAAAGCCAAUUUAUUGUGUAACUUGAAUAAAUAUACAGUAUUUUUUCCUGGAA